GUCGCUGCUGGAGCUGCGUGGAUGGAGGCGUACACGGGGGGCGGUGGAUGCGCGGGGCGCUAGGCGCGGCAGGGACUAUGAUGCCUGGGGAGACACAGCUGCCGCCAGCGGGGACUGCUGCCGCCGCCGUGCCCUGCAAGAACUGUGGUGUUCUCCAGCAGAAUAUAAAUGAAUAUGUAGCUGCAUUAGUUGCACUGAAGCAAAAAAUGAUUCAUGGCGACCGUUUGCUGACGGAGUAUCAACAGAAAUGCACUGAGCUACAAUUUGCUGAAAGGGAGAUCUCUGCUUUACGUUGUCAAGUGGAACAGAUGCUACAGAAAAUCCUGCCUCUGGAAAAGGGUCAGAAAGAGUUGGGUUCCUUGAAGGCAGAGUUGGAAGAGAAAAAGAGUUCUCUCAAGAUUUAUCAGGAGAGCCAACUGGAAUGUGUUAGAAUUAAAGAAGAAAUAGUUAAAAGUGAUGCUGUGAGAAAGAAACUGGAAGCAAAAGUGAAGAAACUUGAAGAGGCUGCAACAAAGCAUACACAAGACUUCAAACAACUGAAAAUUGAAAAGAAAAAACUUGAAAAAGAGUUAAAGAAGGCACAGGGAAAACUUGAUGGUGUACUUAAAGAGAAGUGCAGGAAGGUUAAACAUGCAGAGACCCAGAGUUCAAAUGAAGAUCUUGCAACUGAUAUAGACAAAGAAAAAAUAAAAUUCUUGUUGGAGGAACUCUGGAUGUGCAUUGACAGUGCAAAAGAAAAAGGAGAGAAGCAGGAAAAUGAUUCCACCUUGGUUUCUGCUCAGGACAAAGCAUGGCCUGGGAAAAGAAGGCUGUUUGUUACAAAAGAAUCUGUACAGACCCACCGGAAGAAUGGGAAGCAUGGUGGCAAAACACUGCCUUGGCAUUCUUCAAAAGAAAGCACUGGAAAGCAAAAUUCUGUAACAGCUCUGCAAUUUCAAAUGACUACUGCGCCUCUUGGAAGUGACUGUCUCGAGAACAGGACUACUGAAGAUUAUCUGCAAGACUGUGAGGAUAAAGCUAUGGAUGUGAUAGUGCAGAGAGAUGGUAGUCACAGUAGUUCAGCCUUCUCUGAUCAGGAGCAAAAAGGCCAAGGUGGAAAUGUGAUGGAUAUAUUGAACUGGGUCAGGCCUCUCCCUGCUCUACUUUCUCCAGUACAGCUUUCACCAGUAUCUACACAGGAUAUAUUGUUUGGAGAACUCACAGGUUCUAGCGAUGAAGAAGUUGAUUGCACUGCUUCUGCAGUGGAGUGUAUUUUACAAGAAGACCAAGUUCAGCCUCAAAAUUGUAAUGUAUUCAAACUGAAUGAGGAAUGUAACAGAUGGAACAAACCACGUGGACAUAGUCUUGAUGCAGAAACUUCAUAUAACUCGAGUAGAACAGAAAAGGUUGUUCAUAUUGGCCCAGAGACAUUAAUCAAAGAAGAGAGAAAUACAAAGCAAUGUGAAGUUGCUACUUCAAUUACAAAUACAGAAUCUAACAGAGAAUGUUUGGAGGAGAAUUCUGAGAAUAAGGAAACUGCAAAGAGAGAUCUAAUGGAAGCAACAGCAUAUGAAUUGGAAGCCAAAGAACAGAAAGGAGAUAUCAAGAAGAUGCACAAUGAAGAAAGGGUCUCUUCAACUCAUUCUAUGCUAUGCAGUUUCAACCUUCAGAAUCAAAUAGAAAGAUGUAGUGAGGUUGAGCAAACAGAGGAGAAUGUGAUCUUAGUCAGAGCUGGUGGUUACGAAGGUACACAUGAAAAGUAUGGGGAGUUAAUGAAAGCAGAACAUGAAAGAGAAAUUCCCAAGGCAGUAUACAUUCCACAAAAUGUUACUCAUUUGCCUCCUGAACAAUACCUUGUUGUACUUCAAAGAAAAGAUUCUAAGGAGAAAUCUGGUAUGUUGAUAGAGAGUGAAGUGGUUGAAAAUGAAUGCAAAGAUGCAAUAAAGGUAACUAAUACGGCAAUUAAUGUUGAGGAAAACAUCAAACAAAUGGUAACUGGAGAGGAAGCUACAGCUGCAAUACAGAUACAAGGGCUCUGUGCAGAGCCUAACAAUGAGAGAGAGCUCUCUGAAAAUGUAUCGUGCAAUUUCAGUAACUCUAAAUCUUGCUGUGAAGCCAAGUGUCCUGAAAACUUAAUAAUACAGUAUGAUGGUGAGGGAAUAGUUAAGGAGACUGAUGAGUGCACUGAAUCUACUGAGAUUUCUGUUUGUUCUCAGUGCUCUGAAAUAAGACAUGAUAGUGAAAAGAUACUGGAGAAACAAUGCAUACAUACACUAAAAUGUGAAAUAGUCAGAAAACAUGAACUGGAGACAGCUCAGGUCUCUCAGUGUUACUCACCUGUAUCUGCUGUUGAAGGAAUCAAACAUUCACUGUAUGUGGAUGACGUAGACAAAAAAGUAUGUGUGGUGAGAAGUGCUUCAUUGGCCUUUCCAGAAGAUGAUGGACAGCUCAAAAUUCAAGACAUAAAUAUAAUCAGACCCAAAUCUGUUGAACCAACUAUGAAACUGAGCAAAGAAAGUGUUCUUGAAAUAGCUGAAUCAUCAGACCUACUCCAUAGUGCACAAAAUGGAAAGUUACUACAUGAGAAGGAAAGAGAAGAUUUAAAAGGUAAAAAUCAUCAGUAUUUUUUCCAAGGGAAGUCAGAUUUGGGAAGUAUAUCUGCAGUACCAAAGAUGACAUGCAUUACUGAUGCAGAAAGCAGCAUAGCAAAGUGUAAAUCAUCUGCACUGGAUUUUACAGAAAGAAAUGGUGAACUGAAACAACCUGAAAGUCUAUGUAGUACCUUAGAAUGUGGGUUGUCUACAACUCAGAACUUUAGAGUGAUUGAAUCUCAAGAGACUGAAUUCAAAGUUAAUCAAGAAGAUUUUAUAGGGGAAAGCAGUAAACUGCUAGAAGAAGCGGAUACCAUCCAAUCUGUCUUAGUAGAAAGUAAUCUUACUUCUCAAACACAAUUUGGAAAACCUCAGAAUCAGUUCUUGGCAAAUGCAAAUGCUAAAUGUGAUGAAACAAAAGCAGAAGUCAACAGUCAAAGCAAGGAAUUGUUGAUUGAGGCUUGUUCCAAUUCAUUUAAGGAGAAAAAGAGUGUUGUGAAGAAAAAUAAUGUUUCAGAGGUCGUACAACAGCCUUCUUCAGAAAUGGAUUUUAGUUGUGGCUUUGCUCAGUAUUCUCAAAUGGACUUGAAGACAGACUGUAUAAAUUCUAAAGAACCAGGUUCCCCUGUUCAAGUGAGAAAUGACUUGGAAUCUACUGUGCCUAGUGAUACAAAUUUCAGUCUUCAGAAAGUUGUCAGAGUUGUUGAAACUGAUUUCACAAAAAAUUCUGAUGUUUCCCCUGUAUGGGAAAAAAAAAGGAGAUAAAAAUUGCAUUGUGAGUAGUGCACUGAAUUGUUCUUUAGAAAGCUUUAAGGAAGGUGCUGAGAUCAUGUCUACUGAAAAAGUUAACGUAUGCAAAGAACUGGACUCCUGCUCUGAGAAGUACAUACACAAAAAUGAAGGGGAAGUUCCAGGAGAGGAGUUGCCAAUAGAUAAAGAACCCAAGACAUCUGUUGAAUUACAAAUCCUGCAUGCAGACUCUGAUAAAAAGAAUACCUUAACCUUUCAAAACGUUAUUUGUCAAGAAUCAGAAUGCAAGAUUUCUACAUGGGAAGCUAGAGUAGAUCCUUCUAGAACUUGUUUAGUAACAGCUGGGGGGAAAAGCAAAGUGUUGAAUGGGUUUGAGGCAUCUGAGGAAAACAGCAUUAAAAGAUCUAGAAAUGCUUUUGAUAUUGCAGAGCAGAGUAAUGAAUCUAAGGAGGACUGUCCUCUACAAAAAGUCAGAUGUGUGAAAUGUUCUGAAUGUGUUCCCAUGUUCAGAAAGGAACUGAGAGCAUCAACAAGAAUUGUAGUGGAUGCUCUGGAAGCUGGUGCAAUUGUUGAUGCUGGUGACCAACUACGUGAACUUCAUUCAACAAUGCACUCAGGAAAUACAGUGACAGGUAGUCAUCUAAAA
Messenger RNA from Gallus gallus (chicken), 3966 nucleotides. It is a transcript of the gene ICE1, whose product is annotated as interactor of little elongation complex ELL subunit 1. The record is from RefSeq and is a predicted model, not a curated record. The transcript has 14 exons. NCBI's taxonomy places the organism in Eukaryota, Metazoa, Chordata, Aves, Galliformes, Phasianidae. The coding region runs from base 48 to 3335 and encodes 1095 amino acids.